AUGAUUAUUAAUAAUUAUUUACUUAUUAAUAAUGACUUGGAUGUAAUUACUAGUCAUCGACCUCCAACUGUUAUCAUUGAAGAUUAAUUUAAAUGUCUUAAUAACACUAAUUUUUCAAGAACUUUUAGAAAUACUCAAUUGCUUCGUAAAUUAAACACAAAAUAAAAUUAUAUGAACAUGAUGUCAUAGACUAAACUAAAACCCUUAACAAAAUCUUAAAGCCUUAUUUGUUUAAGUCUCAAGACACCUAUCUAUGAGGCAAAAGAGAAAAAAAUAGAAUAAGCUAAUUUAAGAAUGGGGAAGAGAAUGAAAAGAUAAGCAGCAUGUUAAACAGAUUGUUUUGAUAAUAAAAAUAAUAAUAUAUUUCUUAGAAAAACACUAUCAUGUAUAUAUUAAAUUAUAAAUAUUUAUUAGUCUAAUAAUUUAGAAAAAUAGUUUUCUCUGAGACAUUGUAAAAAUCUAAAAUUGAUGUUUACAAAGUAGAUGAAUAAACAAAAUAAAAAUGA
This is a messenger RNA of Paramecium pentaurelia, 506 nucleotides long. Lineage: Eukaryota; Ciliophora; Oligohymenophorea; Peniculida; Parameciidae. The record is from the annotation of a GenBank genome assembly.